AUGCAUGAUCUUGUUCGGAGUACUGCCAGAAAAAUUGCAUCCGAUCAACAUCAUAUGUUUACACUCCAGAAUACUACUGUUAGAGUGGAAGGAUGGCCAAGGAUAGAUGAACUCCAGAAGGUCACCUGGGUAAGUCUGCAUGACUGUGAUAUUCGUGAACUUCCAGAAGGGCUGGUAUGUCCAAAACUUGAACUUUUUGGAUGUUAUGAUGUAAACACCAAUUCGGCAGUGCAAAUCCCAAACAAUUUUUUUGAAGAGAUGAAGCAACUCAAAGUAUUAGAUUUAUCUCGAAUGCAACUUCCAUCGCUGCCCUUAUCACUUCACUGCCUUACGAAUCUUCGAACAUUGUGUUUGGAUGGAUGUAAGGUGGGAGACAUUGUUAUGAUUGCAAAGCUAAAGAAAUUAGAAAUUCUUAGCCUUACGGAUUCUGAUAUGGAACAGUUGCCCAGAGAAAUAGCACAGUUGACUCAUCUAAGGCUGUUAGAUUUAAGCGGUUCUUCGAAACUAAAAGUAAUUCCAUCAGAUGUCAUAUCAAGCUUGUCCCAAUUAGAGAAUUUGUGUAUGGCAAAUAGCUUUACUCAAUGGGAGGGGGAAGGAAAGAGUAAUGCUUGCCUUGCUGAGUUGAAGCAUUUGUCUCAUUUAACCUCUUUGGACAUACAAAUACGAGAUGCCAAGUUGUUGCCAAAAGACAUAGUCUUUGAUACCUUGGUGAGAUAUAGAAUAUUUGUAGGUGAUGUAUGGAGCUGGGGAGGAAUUUUUGAAGCCAAUAAUACAUUGAAGCUCAAUAAGUUCGAUACAAGCCUUCAUCUGGUGGAUGGUAUCAACAAGUUGUUGAAGAGAAUUGAAGAUCUACACUUGCGUGAAUUGUGUGGUGGUACUAAUGUUCUUUCCAAAUUAAAUAGGGAGGGUUUUCUUAAAUUAAAGCAUCUUAAUGUUGAAAGCAGUCCAGAGAUUCAAUAUAUUGUGACCUCGAUGGAUCUGACUUCAUCACAUGGUGCCUUUCCUGUUAUGGAGACCUUGUCUCUCAAUCAGUUGAUUAACUUGCAAGAAGUAUUCCAUGGCCAAUUUCCAGCAGGGUCCUUUGGUUGCUUGAGAAAAGUGGAAGUGGAAGAUUGCGACGGCUUGAAAUGUCUCUUCUCGUUGUUUGUGGCUAGAGGCCUGUCCCGACUUGAAGAAAUAAAAGUAACUAGAUGCAAGAGUAUGUUUGGGAUGGUUUCCCAAGAAAGGAAAGAAAUAAGAGAAGAUGCUGUUAAUGUGCCUCUGUUCCCUGAAUUGAGAUACUUGACAUUAGAGGACUUACCCAAGCUCAGUAAUUUCUGCUUUGAGGAGAACCCGGUGCUUUCAAGGCCUGCAAGCACAAUUGUUGGUCCUAGUACACCACCUCCCAACCAACCGGUAUGUCAAACCUUGAUAAUCCUUUCUAUGUAG
Molecule: messenger RNA, 1428 nt
Organism: Vitis riparia (riverbank grape)
Lineage: Eukaryota; Viridiplantae; Streptophyta; Magnoliopsida; Vitales; Vitaceae
Product: disease resistance protein RPS2-like
Exons: 1
Coding region: 1-1428 (475 amino acids)
Source: RefSeq, a predicted model, not a curated record